Molecule: messenger RNA, 5144 nt
Organism: Myotis lucifugus (little brown bat)
Lineage: Eukaryota; Metazoa; Chordata; Mammalia; Chiroptera; Vespertilionidae
Gene: GAPVD1
Product: GTPase activating protein and VPS9 domains 1
Exons: 26
Coding region: 165-4559 (1464 amino acids)
Biological process (GO): vesicle-mediated transport; regulation of GTPase activity; regulation of actin cytoskeleton organization
Cellular component (GO): cytosol; cytoplasm; endocytic vesicle
Molecular function (GO): calmodulin binding; guanyl-nucleotide exchange factor activity; small GTPase binding
Source: RefSeq, a predicted model, not a curated record
GGGAAGCCAGCUAGCGAGUGGCGGCGACGGCGGCGGCGGUGGCAGUUCGUAGAGAGGGCGACUGCUCCGAGGCCGGGCGGCGAUCGGGCGGACACCUCGGUUCCUUUCUUCGCAUGAUCCUCUUGUCUUAGUGAUCAGCCUUUGUACCUUUUCCACAUUUGACGAUGGUGAAGUUAGAUAUUCAUACUCUGGCCCAUCACCUCAAGCAGGAGCGCUUAUAUGUGAACUCUGAGAAACAGCUCAUUCAGAGGCUCAAUGCAGAUGUACUUAAGACAGCUGAAAAGUUGUAUCGUACAGCAUGGAUUGCUAAGCAACAGAGAAUUAAUUUGGAUCGACUUAUCAUAACCAGUGCUGAAGCUUCCCCUGCUGAAUGUUGCCAACAUGCCAAGAUUUUGGAAGAUACACAGUUUGUUGAUGGAUAUAAGCAAUUGGGAUUUCAGGAGACUGCUUAUGGAGAAUUCUUGAGUCGAUUAAGGGAAAAUCCUCGUCUUAUUGCCUCCUCUCUGGUUGCUGGAGAGAAACUUAAUCAGGAGAACACACAAAGUGUUAUAUACACAGUUUUUACCUCCCUCUAUGGCAAUUGCAUUAUGCAAGAAGAUGAAAGCUACCUCCUUCAGGUUUUGAGAUACUUGAUUGAAUUUGAACUUAAAGAAAGUGACAACCCCAGGCGACUUUUGAGGAGAGGAACUUGUGCCUUCAGCAUCUUAUUUAAACUUUUUUCUGAAGGACUGUUUUCUGCCAAACUUUUCCUCACAGCUACUUUACAUGAGCCAAUCAUGCAACUGCUUGUGGAAGAUGAAGAUCAUCUGGAAACAGAUCCAAAUAAACUAAUUGAGAGAUUCUCCCCAUCUCAGCAGGAAAAACUCUUUGGAGAGAAAGGCUCAGAUAGAUUCAGGCAAAAGGUUCAAGAGAUGGUGGAUUCCAAUGAGGCCAAACUAGUGACUUUGGUGAACAAAUUUAUUGGUUAUCUCAAACAGAACACAUACUGCUUUCCACAUAGUUUGAGGUGGAUCGUGUCACAGAUGUACAAAACCCUCUCCUGUGUAGAUAGACUGGAAGUUGGGGAGGUCAGGGCAAUGUGCACUGAUCUCCUGUUGGCCUGCUUCAUUUGCCCUGCAGUUGUCAAUCCAGAACAGUACGGAAUAAUUUCUGACGCUCCUAUUAAUGAGGUGGCAAGAUUCAAUCUGAUGCAGGUUGGCCGCCUGUUGCAGCAGUUAGCAAUGACUGGCUCUGAAGAGGGGGAUCCCCGGACAAAGGGCAGUCUUGGAAAAUUUGACAAAAGCUGUGUUGCUGCUUUCCUUGAUGUUGUGAUUGGGGGCCGUGCAGUGGAAACCCCUCCAAUGUCCUCUGUUAAUCUUCUGGAAGGAUUGAGCAGAACUGUGGUUUAUAUAACCUACAGUCAGCUUAUUACUCUGGUGAAUUUUAUGAAGAGUGUGAUGUCUGGAGACCAACUGAGAGAAGAUAGAAUGGCUCUUGACAAUUUAUUGGCUAACCUACCCCAGGCAAAGCCAGGGAAAAGCAGCAGUUUGGAAAUGACUCCCUACAAUACUCCUCAGUUGUCUCCAGCAACCACUCCAGCAAAUAAAAAGAAUCGAUUGCCUAUAGCAACUCGGAGCAGAAGCCGCACCAAUGUGCUAAUGGACUUACAUAUGGACCAUGAAGGAUCAUCUCAAGAAACCAUCCCAGAGGUGCAGCCUGAGGAAGUGCUGGUCAUUUCCUUAGGGACAGGUCCCCAGCUUACUCCAGGGAUGAUGUCAGAAAAUGAGGUCCUAAACAUGCAACUUUCGGAUGGAGGACAAGGAGAUGUCCCUGUCGAUGAAAACAAACUCCACGGUAAACCUGAUAAAACCUUGCGCUUUUCCCUCUGCAGUGAUAAUCUGGAAGGAAUAUCUGAAGGUCCUUCCAAUCGCUCCAAUUCAGUGUCCUCUCUUGACCUGGAAGGAGAGUCUGUGUCGGAACUGGGAGCAGGACCUUCGGGGAGUAACGGGGCUGACGCUCUGCAGCUACUGGAGCAUGAGCAAGCCACAACACAGGAUAAUCUCGAUGAUAAGCUGAGGAAGUUUGAAAUCCGUGACAUGAUGGGACUGACGGAUGAUAGGGACAUAUCAGAAACAGUGAGUGAGACCUGGAGCACAGAUGUCUUGGGAAGUGAUUUUGACCCUAACAUUGACGAAGAUCGUUUGCAAGAAAUUGCAGGUGCAGCAGCAGAGAACAUGUUAGGCAGUUUACUGUGCCUGCCAGGGUCAGGGUCAGUGCUUCUUGACCCCUGCACUGGUUCUACCAUAUCAGAGACAACAAGCGAAGCUUGGAGUGUAGAGGUUUUGCCAAGUGACUCAGAGGCCCCCGAUCUAAAGCAGGAGGAGCGUCUGCAGGAAUUGGAGAGCUGUUCGGGACUGGGUAGCACAUCUGAUGAUACGGAUGUCAGGGAGGUCAGUUCCCGCCCCAGCACACCAGGCCUCAGUGUUGUGUCGGGCAUAAGUGCAACCUCUGAGGAUAUUCCCAAUAAGAUUGAAGACCUGAGAUCUGAGUGCAGCUCUGACUUUGGGGGUAAAGAUUCUGUCACUAGUCCAGACAUGGAUGAAGUAACUCAUGGCGCCCACCACCUGACCUCUCCCCCUUCUCAAUCAGAGUCUCUGCUCGCCAUGUUUGACCCACUGUCUUCACAUGAAGGGGCUUCUGCUGUGGUGAGGCCAAAAGUGCACUAUGCCAGGCCUUCGCAUCCACCACCAGACCCUCCGAUCCUGGAAGGAGCUGUGGGAGGAAAUGAGGCCAGGCUGCCAAACUUUGGUUCCCAUGGUUUAACUCCAGCCGAAAUGGAGGCAUUCAAGCAGCGGCAUUCUUACCCUGAGAGAUUAGUUCGCAGCAGGAGCUCUGACAUAGUAUCUUCCGCCCGGAGACCCAUGAGUGACCCCAGCUGGAACCGCCGCCCAGGGAAUGAAGAGCGAGAGCUCCCUCCAGCCGCAGCCAUUGGUGCUACCUCUUUGGUGGCUGCACCUCAUUCGUCCUCUUCAUCCCCGAGUAAGGACUCCUCAAGAGGAGAGACUGAAGAACGCAAAGAUAGCGAUGAUGAGAAAUCAGACAGGAACAGACCUUGGUGGAGAAAACGUUUUGUUUCUGCCAUGCCUAAAGCUCCCAUACCAUUUAGAAAGAAAGAAAAACAAGAAAAAGACAAAGAUGAGCUGGGGCCUGACAGAUUCUCAACACUCACAGAUGAUCCCAGCCCUAGACUCAGUGCACAAGCUCAGGCCGCUGAGGACAUUCUGGACAAAUACAGGAACGCCAUUAAGCGAACCAGCCCCAGUGAAGGAGCAAUGGCCAACUAUGACAAUGCAGGUGAUAACCGUGAGGCUAUGGGUGACGGGGAAAGUGCACACGAUUCUCCUCGAGAUGAAGCACUGCAAAACAUCUCAGCCGAUGACCUCCCGGACUCCGCGAGCCAAGUGGCCCACCCUCAGGACUCAGCCUACUCUUACAGAGAUGCAAAAAAGAAACUGAGGCUUGCUCUUUGCUCUGCGGAUUCAGUUGCUUUCCCAGUGCUAAGCCAUUCAACAAGGAAUGGCUUACCAGACCACACAGACCCAGAAGAGAAUGAAAUUGUAUGCUUCUUAAAAGUUCAAAUAGCCGAAGCAAUUAAUUUACAAGAUAAGAACUUAAUGGCUCAGCUGCAGGAAACAAUGCGUUGUGUGUGCCGCUUUGAUAACAGGACUUGCAGGAAGCUGCUGGCCUCUAUCGCCGAGGACUACAGGAAAAGGGCCCCCUACAUUGCUUACCUCACCCGCUGUCGGCAAGGACUGCAGACCACGCAGGCUCACCUGGAAAGGCUGCUGCAGAGGGUGCUGCGGGACAAGGAGGUGGCCAACCGAUACUUCACCACCGUCUGUGUGAGGUUGCUGCUUGAGAGCAAAGAAAAGAAGAUCAGGGAGUUCAUUCAAGACUUUCAGAAACUCACAGCAGCUGAUGAUAAAACUGCUCAGGUAGAAGACUUCCUGCAGUUCCUCUACGGUGCAAUGGCCCAGGACGUCAUCUGGCAAAAUGCGAGCGAGGAGCAGCUUCAGGACGCGCAGCUGGCCAUCGAGCGAAGCGUGAUGAAUCGCAUUUUCAAGCUUGCUUUCUACCCCAAUCAGGAUGGGGACAUACUCCGUGACCAGGUUCUUCAUGAACAUAUCCAGAGAUUGUCGAAAGUGGUGACUGCCAACCACAGAGCGCUUCAGAUCCCGGAGGUUUAUCUUCGGGAGGCGCCGUGGCCAUCUGCGCAGUCGGAGAUCAGAACCAUCAGCGCUUACAAGACCCCGCGGGACAAGGUGCAGUGCAUCCUGAGGAUGUGCUCCACCAUCAUGAACCUGCUGAGCCUGGCCAACGAGGACUCUGUCCCCGGGGCGGACGACUUCGUCCCGGUGCUGGUGUUUGUGCUGAUAAAGGCAAACCCACCCUGUUUGCUGUCCACGGUCCAGUAUAUCAGUAGCUUCUAUGCCAGCUGUCUGUCCGGAGAGGAGUCCUACUGGUGGAUGCAGUUCACAGCAGCGGUGGAAUUCAUUAAAACUAUCGAUGACCGAAAGUGACCAGGACCCAGGCCACCCAGGCAGCAGACUGUUCGGCCGGCGAACCGGCCUCUAGGAAAAUGUGCCAGCUGCUCUGCAGGCGGGAGCUUGUUUUGUAUCAUAUUGUACAGCAUUCAGACAUUUUAAAACAGAUCUUUACUAAACAGAUUAAUGCACUAACUAGCAGGUUCUCUUUCCUUUGGGCUCUUCCUUUCUGAACUGCAUAUUAUCCUUUCUUGUCCCCAGGUAGAGAAUAGUGCUGUAAAAAGGGACCACAUUUUUCAGGUAUUUGAAAUACUAAACCUCCUAGAAACAAAGCAGAACCUCCUACAACGUUUUUAGAUCUCCGUUCCUGGAUACCCAUUCUUUCCUUUUACUGAACAAAAAAGAGCAGUGCACCCCUUUCAGGAUGCUGUGCGCCCCUGUAGGGGUCCAUGGAGGGAAUGGGCGCUGCCCUGAGGAUUAAAGGUGACAUCGUGGCAUUAUCUAUAAAUACACUCACCUAAAUUGAAAGCUAAGAAGGAAAUGUAAAUAUAAUAUAUAUUUAUAUUUGAUGUAAUAUGGACAUCUUCAGAUUCUAAUAAACAAGGAAUAUUGCUGAUAGUA